AUGGGCAGCAGUGAGCUUCCCUUUACUUUGGCCAACGCAAGCCUCGGCGAUCUAGACUGUGUCGUUGAUGGGCAGACGGUAGUCGCCAAAUCAGGCAAACGCUUCGAUGUCAUUGACCCUGGAACUGGUAAAUCUUGGGCAUCGUGCCCAGACUGCCGGGAAGAAGACGUCGACGUCGCAGUCCAGUCAUCACAUCGGGCCUUUCAAGAAUACUCCAAAUGGACUCCCAGACAAAGAGCCCAGACGCUGUUGAAGUGGCAUCAAGAAAUUGUCGCCGCGCGGGAUGACCUCGCCAAGAUCUUGGUCUACGAAACUGGCAAACCUCUCGCAGAAGCUUAUGGCGAGAUCGACUACGGCACCACCUUUACCUGGUGGUUUGUAGGCGAAGCAGAGCGCAUUCAGGGAGCCUCAAUCGUCAACGCCGUCCCUGGCCGACGAGCAAUCACAAUCAAGCAGCCUAUUGGAGUUGUCGCCGCUCUUGUGCCUUGGAACUUUCCUAUUGCUCUGAUUCUCAGAAAGGCGAGCGGAGCCCUUGCUGCAGGCUGCACCAUGGUUGUCAAGCCCUCGCCCGAGACACCAAUCACAGCUCUCGCAGUGGCACGAUUGGCAUUGAAGGCUGGUUUCCCUCCAGGUGCACUUAAUGUCCUGACGACGAGCCUUGAUGGGACGCCGGAAUUGGCAGAAGCGCUUUGUCUCCAUCCGCUCGUGAAAAAGGUGACUUUCACUGGCAGCACAAGGGUUGGAAAGAUUAUAACGAGUCAUUGUGCGAAGAACCUGAAAAAGGCGUUGGUGGAACUUGGAGGAAACUGCCCUUUUAUUGUUUUUGAUGAUGCCAAUCUCGACCAAGCGAUGCAGCAUUUCAUACCACUCAAGUGGCGUCACGCAGGCCAGGCUUGUGUUUCCUCAAAUAGAGUCUACGUUCAGCGAGGAGUCUAUGACAAGUUUGUCGAUGCAGUCAUAAAGGCCGUAUCUGAACUGAAGAUUGGUCACGGAAUGACAGAGGGCACCACUCUUGGUCCAGUCACGACACCAAGAAGUCUCGACAGAGCCGAAGACAUGGCCAAGGAUGCUAUUUCCAAGGGAGCAAAGAUGGUAGUUGGCACGGGGCUCAGAGAUCAAUCGGCAAAUGGAGGCGGUUACUUCAUGAAGCCUACAAUCUUGACAAACGUCACCGAUGAUAUGCUCAUGAGUCAGGAUGAGAUAUUUGCGCCUCUGUUGGGAAUUUCGGUGUUUGACACAGAGGAGGAAGUCAUUCAAAGGGCCAACAAUACGGCCAUGGGACUGACUAGCUAUGCUUUUACAAAGAAUGUGGACAGGCUUUGGAGGCUUUUUGAACGGCUAGAGGCUGGUAUGAUUGGUCUGAAUACGGGCACCAACUCUUGUGCCGAAUCACCAUUUGGAGGUAUUAAGGAAAGCGGAUCCGGAAAGGAGAGUGGAAAGGACGUGGCUGUAGACGAGUACAUGGUCACAAAGACAGGAACCUUUACUUUUGAAGGCUUGUAA
This is a messenger RNA of Trichoderma gamsii, 1503 nucleotides long. Its product is annotated as succinate-semialdehyde dehydrogenase. Lineage: Eukaryota; Fungi; Ascomycota; Sordariomycetes; Hypocreales; Hypocreaceae. Bases 1 to 1503 code for a protein of 500 amino acids. Gene Ontology annotation, molecular function: succinate-semialdehyde dehydrogenase (NAD+) activity. The transcript has 2 exons. The record is from RefSeq and is a predicted model, not a curated record.